This is a messenger RNA of Nelumbo nucifera (sacred lotus), 1800 nucleotides long. Its product is annotated as UPF0481 protein At3g47200-like. The record is from RefSeq and is a predicted model, not a curated record. Lineage: Eukaryota; Viridiplantae; Streptophyta; Magnoliopsida; Proteales; Nelumbonaceae.
GACAGCUGAUUACAAGGUAUUAAGGGCAACUUCGGAGGGCAUCAUCUAAAUGAUAAUAUACUAAUUAAUGUAGGGAAAACCAAUAAAGUUUCUUCCAUAGAGCAGCAGCUGAGAAGAGGAGUGCUGUGAUCGAUCUCAGAAGAUCUGUUCAACCUGACAUCUAUUUCUACAUCUUAAUGGCCGAGAAUAUAAACCAUAAUGACUGGCUAUUAUCCAUACAGAACCCGGAGUUAGAAAAUGGUAAAUCUAAGACAAAGUUUCCAAAGGUUCCGGAAAAAUUGAAACGGGUGGAAGGUAACAGCAUAUUCUACGAUCCCCAGGUGGUCUCCAUCGGCCCUUAUCACCAUGGAAAUGCUAGGUUGGAGGAAAUGGAGAAGCUGAAGAGAAAAAUAGCAAAGAUGUUAGUUUCAGAGAGAAGAAUGUUGGAAGGUCAGACGCAGACAUCAACACAGGUUUCAACAGGUGAUAUAGAUAAUUUAUACCAGAAUGUCAAAAUGAAAGCAACGGGUGUAAAGAAGAGCUACGACGAGAGUCUUUUGCCGGAGAAGUUUACGGAUGACGAAGAAUUCAAUCAUGCCAUUUUCUUGGAUGGCUGUUUCGUGGUCUAUUUCAUUCAUUGUGUGACUCAUAAUAAGCUCAAGAACUGGGAGGUGAAAAACGAAGAUUUGCUUUCCAUAGGGACUGACUUGUUUCUAUUGGAGAACCAACUUCCUUAUUUUUUCCUCGAUGAACUGAUGAAGGAAGCAUUCCCCAAAGAUGCACAAGAUGGAAUUUUUGACAAGUUCAUUGACAAACUCAUCUGUUUCGGCUCUAGUGGCCGUCAAAAGCACCAGAAGAAUGACAAGUUCAUUGAGCAUCUCCUUGAUCUUUUUCGGAAAAAACUUGUUGUCGAUGAAGGUGACAAAUAUCAAUCCAGAUUUGAUUUUAAAUACUUGCUCGUAUAUUUCUGGGACUGCUUUCCGGCAGCCCAUAACACAGAUGAGGAGCAUAUUCUUUGGCAUUCAAUCCGUUCCGCAGACGAGCUUAAAGAGGUAGGAAUAAAUUUCAAGAAGAGCAAAUCGUUUAAUUUGAACAGUAUCCGUUUCCAGCGGGGCCUUAUCUUUGGAGAUUUGACACUUCCUCCGAUUGUCAUUGAUCACUCAACCAGGCCUUUGUUUCUGAAUUUGUUAGCCUAUGAAAUAACUUCUCUGCAGGGUGAUUCAAAGGUAGCUUCUUUUAUCUGUUUCUUAGACUCACUCAUUGAUCAGGCUAGUGAUGUGAGAGUACUGAGAUCAGACGGUGUACUCCUCAAUUCUCUCAGUAAGGAUGAAGAAGCGGCUGAACUGAUCAACCAUUUAGCCAUGGAGGUGGUGGAUUCUAACGACUUUUCACAUGUUACCAAGGAUCUUAAAAUGUAUAUUCAACACUAUUGGAGGGUUCGGUUUGCUGAAAUUUACCGCAAACAUUUCAGUACCCCUUGGACCAUGAUUGCAUUCUUUGGUGCAAUAUUUAUUACCAUUCUCACCAUCAUCCAGACCUACUUCGCAAUCUUCCCCAGGAAUUAGACAACUGCUGCAAGAAAUUAAUAAAGCUGCUAAUGGAUCGACUCCAUCUCCCAAGCUUCAUCUUUUCUCUUGGGUUUGAAUAAUAUAAUUAAUGUAGCCCCUUCUCCAUAGCCAUGGCUUUCCCACUUUCAUUUGGUUUCUCUACUACCUACUUUCACUAUUGUUUUUAAUGAAUCAUCAUUUAAUAUGCUUGGUUUGAACCUUUAAACUCCAUUGCUACUUUGUAUAGGUAUAGCCAAAUAUAUAAUGGACUCAA